UUCCUCACAACCCCCGCACACCUGUACAUCCGGCGGCCGUCGCCCACGACAGCUGAGUUCACCGUGACGACGUGCCCGCCACUCACAGUACCGCUGCGCGUGGCGCUAUUCAGCGUGCUGUGCGUGCGCGUGGCGCUGGUCGUGGGCGUGGUGCUGACGGCGUACGCGCGGCUGUCCCCCUCCCCCUCCUCAAACCCCAGCAGCCCAUCACCAUCACCACCAUCAUCAUCAUCGUCCCCCUUUUUGCCACUCUCGUCGUGGGACGCCGUGGCGCUGCUCCUGCAGCGCUGGCUCGACUGGCUGCUGGCGUCGGCGGCGGGGCAGCAGUGCGCGGCGCUUGCGGCGGCGCCGGUGCUGCGGCCGUGGUGGGCGCUGGGCGGCGUGUGCGGGGCGGCGGGGUGGGCGGCGGCGGCGCUGGGUCGGAUCCACACGACGGAGAGCCUGCUGGUUCUGCGGGGCCUGGGCAUCCAGACGGCGAGCAGCUACGGCACCGCGCAGGGCAGCCUGGGCGGCGGCGGGAGCGGCGGCAGCGCCAUGGCGACGACGCGCGAGACGCGCUUCAUCCCCACCGAGAAGAUUCGCGACGUGCUAAUCAACGAGGCCUUCCGCGGCUUCGAGGUGAGCUACUGCAUGGUCGUCGUAGUCGACGGCGAGGAGGACGUCGUGGUGGUGUUCCCGCGCCUGCUGCCGCCUCGGCGCAUCGUCGAGGCCGUGUGGCGCGGCGUCAGGGGGUGUCUGUACGAGCCCGACGGCGGCGGGAGCGGU
This is a messenger RNA of Lasiosphaeria miniovina, 765 nucleotides long. Its product is annotated as GPI-GlcNAc transferase complex, PIG-H component-domain-containing protein. NCBI's taxonomy places the organism in Eukaryota, Fungi, Ascomycota, Sordariomycetes, Sordariales, Lasiosphaeriaceae. The annotation marks the transcript as partial. Gene Ontology annotation, biological process: GPI anchor biosynthetic process. The record is from RefSeq and is a predicted model, not a curated record. The transcript is spliced from 2 exons. Gene Ontology annotation, cellular component: glycosylphosphatidylinositol-N-acetylglucosaminyltransferase (GPI-GnT) complex.